This is a messenger RNA of Eptesicus fuscus (big brown bat), 981 nucleotides long. It is a transcript of the gene B3GALT1, whose product is annotated as beta-1,3-galactosyltransferase 1. The transcript has a single exon. The record is from RefSeq and is a predicted model, not a curated record. The coding region runs from base 1 to 981 and encodes 326 amino acids. Lineage: Eukaryota; Metazoa; Chordata; Mammalia; Chiroptera; Vespertilionidae. Gene Ontology annotation, molecular function: N-acetyl-beta-D-glucosaminide beta-(1,3)-galactosyltransferase activity. Gene Ontology annotation, cellular component: membrane.
AUGGCUUCAAAAGUGUCCUGUCUGUAUGUUUUGACAGUUGUGUGCUGGGCCAGCGCUCUCUGGUACUUGAGCGUAACACGUCCUACUUCUUCCUACACUGGCUCCAAGCCAUUCAGCCACCUAACCGUUGCCAGGAAAAACUUCACAUUUGGCAACAUAAGAACUCGACCUAUAAACCCACAUUCUUUUGAAUUUCUUAUAAAUGAGCCCAACAAAUGUGAGAAAAACAUUCCUUUCCUUGUUAUCCUCAUCAGCACCACCCACAAAGAAUUCGAUGCCCGCCAGGCCAUCCGAGAGACAUGGGGGGACGAGAACAGCUUUAAAGGGAUCAAGAUCGCCACUCUGUUUCUCCUGGGCAAGAACGCCGAUCCUGUUCUGAAUCAGAUGGUGGAGCAAGAGAGCCAAAUCUUCCACGACAUUAUCGUGGAGGACUUCAUCGACUCCUACCAUAACCUUACCCUCAAAACAUUAAUGGGGAUGAGAUGGGUGGCCACUUUUUGUUCAAAAGCCAAGUAUGUCAUGAAAACAGACAGUGACAUUUUUGUAAACAUGGACAACCUCAUUUAUAAACUACUAAAGCCCUCCACCAAACCAAGAAGGAGGUAUUUUACUGGCUAUGUCAUCAAUGGAGGGCCCAUCCGGGACGUCCGCAGUAAGUGGUACAUGCCCAGGGAUUUGUACCCCGACAGUAACUACCCGCCGUUCUGUUCGGGGACUGGCUAUAUCUUCUCAGCCGAUGUGGCUGAACUCAUUUACAAGACCUCACUCCACACAAGGCUGCUUCACCUUGAAGACGUCUAUGUAGGACUGUGUCUUCGCAAGCUGGGCAUUCAUCCUUUUCAGAACAGUGGCUUCAAUCACUGGAAAAUGGCCUACAGUUUGUGUAGAUACCGCCGAGUUAUCACUGUGCAUCAGAUCUCGCCGGAAGAGAUGCACAGGAUCUGGAAUGACAUGUCAAGCAAGAAGCAUCUCAGAUGUUAG